Molecule: messenger RNA, 3905 nt
Organism: Anneissia japonica
Lineage: Eukaryota; Metazoa; Echinodermata; Crinoidea; Comatulida; Comatulidae
Product: N(G),N(G)-dimethylarginine dimethylaminohydrolase 1-like
Exons: 5
Coding region: 173-1045 (290 amino acids)
Biological process (GO): arginine metabolic process; positive regulation of nitric oxide biosynthetic process
Molecular function (GO): amino acid binding; dimethylargininase activity
Source: RefSeq, a predicted model, not a curated record
UCUGCUUGUGGUGUGGUGAGGAUUCGUGGUGAGUGUUCGUCCAUGAUCUAAGGAAAAGAAGAGGUAGAAUACCCGUAUUGACUUUUUGAGACCGGUUAAAAAUAGGUGUUGGAAACUUACAUUUUCCCUAAGCUUUUGGCUAGGCCUAGUCUCAUUUUUUAUUUACGUGAAUAUGGCACAAAAGAGUUUCAGUUUUGAUUACGAAAGUGGUGUGGUUUGUAGAAUUCCAGAUACCCUGAAAGACGAUGCUGUGCGGGAAAGCGACCAGGUUGUUGUGGACAUAGAUCAUGCGAAACGUGAACAUGAAAAAUAUAUUUUGACGCUAAGAAAAUUAAAAAUAAAUUUGUUAGAACUAGAAGCAGACGAAGAAUAUCCAGAUUGCUGUUUUGUAGAGGAUAUUGCAGUAAUACACGAUGGAGUUGCGUUGAUCUGCAAACCUAAAUCACCAAGCCGUAGGGGUGAGGUUGAAGUUAUCAAACGAGUUUUGUCACAUGAUCUGGGUCAACACCUUGUCAACAUAAAAGACGAGAAUGCUUUGAUUGAGGGCGGUAAUGUGCUAUUUACAGGUAAGGAAUUCUUUGUAGGUAUAUCUCCAAGAACAAACCAAGCAGGAGCGUUAGCAUUAGCAAAGGCAUUCCCAGACUAUAAUGUUGCAACAAUACAAAUAUCAGGGUGUAUUCAUCUUAAGUCACUGAUGAGUAUGGCUGGACCAGGUAUCAUUGCAAUUGGUCAGAGUGAAGAGGCAAAGAAGGCUCUGAAGCAAAUUGUUCACAAAGCUAAUCAUGAUUAUGAAACUGUGACAUUACCGGAUGAUGAAGCAGCCAACUGUUUGUACGUAAACAGAACUCUAAUUCACUGUACUGAAGAUGAAUUUCCUGAAAGUUACAAGAUAUUUGAAGAUCGUUUUGCAGAUCGUGUGCGGAUAGCUUUGCCGAAUCGAGAGCUAGCUAAAGUGCAAGGAUCAUUAACUGGCCGCUCCCUUCUAGUUGGCAAGAAACGCAAAAAUCCCAAUAUGGACGAUUACAGGAACAACAAAUUAAAAUAACUUUUUUAUUGAUGUUAAUUCAUCAAUAUUAGAUAUAGGUCCAUGCUUCAAUAAUAUUGGGCUUUUUGAUUUUUAUCUUGUUUGUGUGUGUGUCAAUAUGAUUAUGAUGAACAGAAACACAUUGAGGAAAUGUUUAUCCUCAUGGCUACCACUGUUUCAGUUACCAUCAUCAUAGGAACUUCCAAAAGUAAUUAUAUGGUAUUUGUUUAACUAUAGGUAUUCCUUCUCUUUCCAUUCAAUGUUUAGUACAUAUAUUGUUCAAUUUUAGUUUUUGUGAAUUUUAAUUAAAAGAAAACAUUUAAUAAAAUUAACAAUUUUGAAGAAAAAAAAAACUUAAGUUUAAUCCUCACUUGGAAGCAUUUAAUUCAUUUGCUUGUUUUCUCAAGUUUAAUAUUGAUGUAGUCCUAUUGUGCUAUAAAGAUUAAUUUUAAAAAGAACAUAAUAGCAAUGUUCAUGAUUAUACCUUGCCCGGUGUAAUGAUUAUUGGUUCUGUGUAUGGCUGUGGAAGCAGAACUGCAACGGUUGAGCCAAACCGCUCCUACACAAUGAUCAAGGAUAGGGUACCAUGUGUGGCUUAUGUCUGGCAAUGUUCUGUGAUGGUACAACGUCUAGUCUAACAGGCGACUAUUAAUUUAGUGAGUCCAGAUGCCGAAAAGGCAAUGGUGAGCACCAGCAUAGAAUAUAUCUUAUUCAUUAUAAAAACAAAAUUAGUUAUUGAUAGUGUACAUAUAUGUAAAAUUAUCAACUACAUUAUAAUUAUUAUUACCAGUAUUAGCCUAUAGGUAUAUUUGUUGUUAUUCUUAAUAUAAGUCAAUAGUUUUACAUCAUUCAAUAUGAUUUAGUAUCUAUUUUUUAGUACCCAGCUUUAAUUUUUUUAAAAUUUUGUUCUGGCUGGUUUUAUGACCAACUCUUUAUCAGCCUCAGUUUAGUUUCAUUUUAUAUUCCAUAGUAUUAUGAUUAUAAACAAAAUACAAAAAUAUGGAAGGAUGACCAAAAAAGAGCAAAGCUAGUACAAGGUUUUGGCCACCUAAAUUAAAUAAAAUAAUUUAAACAAUUUUAAAACAUUUUCUAAAGUACAGGAUGAGACAUAAGAAUAACAGAAAACAUGUUGGCAAUAGUAUAAUGAUAUUAUGAUAUAAAAACAAAUGCAAGUAUAUACUGUAGGCCUAGGUUAUUCGCAUCAGAGUUCUUAUUGGUAUGUUAAAAGUAAUUUAUUUUUCUAUGGCAUUAUGAAUAUUUUGACAGAUGAAGAAUUACUAAUAGAAUCAUUAAUACCAUUCCAUAAAGUCUGACCUUGCCCCCUCCUCCCCGAUAUUUUGACAGAUGAAGAAUUACUAAUAGAAUCAUCAAUACCAUUCCAUAAAGUCUGAUCUCCCCCUCCCCUCCCCGAUAGUAUUUCUAGCCAUGUCGGUAAUCGAGUUGUAUGGACGAAACAUAUCAUAGGAUCUGAUGCCAUAAUUAUGGAAUGCAUUCACUUUAACAAAAUAAUGUGAGAAAUUAACUGGUAAUAAGUUAUUUAUAAAUUUAUACAUAAUAAAGAUAGUUUUUGAUAACUUGUAAUAAUAAUAUGAAUGUCAUACACAUUGAAGUUAAGACUAGCAAAUAAUGGUGGUGAAUGCUCUUGGAAUUGUGAAUUUGUACAUAGAUGCAAUAUGCGCUUGUCCUUAAGGAAUACUCUUUCAAGAUCAGCCCAAAUCAAAUAAAAUUAGUUUAUAAAAACUCAGGGGGUGCACCUGUAAGGGCUGUACCUGUAAAGCAAAAGUGCUAUAAUUGCAUAAUGCUGUUUAAUGUUGAAUUUUAAUUAAAAUGCAUUUUGUAUGAUGACAUAUUCCUUGGACCUUUUAAAAAAUAUUUAAUAAUUUUUAAAAUAUUGUACAGUCAUUGGCAAUUUAAAUACCUUAUUAAUGUAAGUACAGAGGAAUUUUGUUGAUGUAGGCCCUAUUCACAAAAAGGGUGGCACUACAAUUCAGCUUCCAUGAGUCUCUGGGACCAACAAGCUUUACGUCACAACUGAGUUAGAACAGUGAAUCUUGUUCAAAGUUUUGAUAUUCCAACAACCAUAAAAGAAUGAUAUGGAGAAAAACAUUUUUUAGUUUGUUGUUGUUAUUAAACCUUCUGAUUAUCUAUCAUUUUAUUUGUUUUAUUCAUUUCAGCAGUAGACAUGCAACACAAGUUCUGCUAAUAAUGAUAAUGAUAGUAAUGAUAAUUCAUGUUGUUUUUAACCAUGAUUUAUGUUAAGUUAUUGAGCUUUCUUAACAUAUUUGAUUUUAUUUUGCUGCGCAUGGUGAUACCCAUCGGCACAGACUUCCAUGAGACGAUUGACGAUAUCCGGCAGACUCCCACAACCUCUCGGGAGGCUUGGGUCCCUUUCAAGUAAAGUGCUCCACCAAACUUUUUCGCUGACCACCGCUAGACCUGGUUCAUGCUGCCCUACAGGUAUUACAAGUUAAAAUGCUGAAAAAUAAUGCAGCAGUGUUAGUUCCCUUUCUUUGUGUUCCCUUUUUUUUUUAUUUAUAUUUAUCUGUAGGUCCCAUUUUUCAUGAGCAUGUAAAUUAAUUGCUUUAAUCUUUUAUGUAAGUCUUGCACUACAAAUAUACAAAGUUAAUUAUUUUUUGUUUUGUCUGAGGUUCUACUAGUGAAUAUAGUCUAGAAAUAUCACAUAUUAUCAAUAAUAAUUUGGGAGAAUACUUGUGUUAUUUUUCUCACCAAAAUGAUGUAACUCCUAAAAAUUGCUUAUAUAUAAAAGUUGCUUAUCACUAAGAAAUAUUUUUAUAUGCAGUUACUUAGACAUUUGGAGAAAAACUUUUCUUAAGGUUAUCUUUUAAAAAUGUUGAAAAUUUGUGUAAGACUGUGAUAAUUG